CAUGCGCAGCGGGACUCCCGGCCAACUCUGGCGCCUCUGGGGCCUUCGUUCUGUGGCCUGCAAUGGCGGGGUCGGUCCCGUUUGCGGGUUUGCUGGGGUUGCUACUUGUGUCUGCACUGCCCGGGGUCCUCGGAGACCGCCCCAGCCCCGACCUCCGGGCACACCCAGCAGGGGGCCAUGCCCAGGUCGGCCCUGAGGCCACGGAACCCCGGCGACGGUCGCCGCCCAAGGACCAGCGAGAGCGGGCCCGGGCGGGAGCUCUGCCUUUGGGGGCGCUGUAUACCGCAGCUGUCGUGGCUUUUGUGCUGUACAAGUGUUUGCAGGGGAAAGAUGAGGCUGCAGUUCUCCAGGAGGAGGAAGGCAAGAAGGAAUCAUCACAGUCAGAGCAACAGCUGGCCCAUUUGACACAACAGCUAGCCCAGACAGAGCAACACCUGAACAAUCUGAUGGCCCAGCUGGACCCCCUUUUUGAGCGUGUGACUACCCUGGCUGGAGCCCAGCAAGAGCUUCUGAAUAUGAAGCUUCAGACCAUCCACCAGCUGUUAAAUGACAGCAAGCCAAACAAGGGUGUGGACGUUCCAGAACCAGAGGCCAGCCUACCCUUUCCUGAGGACUUAUGUAUAGAAGAGGAGGCGGCGGAGGCUGGUGACAGUCAGGCCUGGGAGGAGCCCCUACACUGGAGCACAGAGACAAGAAACCUAGCUACUCUUUGGGAAGUGGAGCAGGGGCUAAGGAGAAGAUGCAGCAAGGCUGUGGGAAGGGCUGCAGUCACAGCCCCCGCCGGCAAGGAGAAAUGACCGCUGAAGGUUUAGUAAAACAAAGUCUGUGCUUGUGACUGGA
This is a messenger RNA of Lutra lutra (Eurasian river otter), 840 nucleotides long. It is a transcript of the gene CCDC107, whose product is annotated as coiled-coil domain containing 107. The record is from RefSeq and is a predicted model, not a curated record. The transcript is spliced from 6 exons. NCBI's taxonomy places the organism in Eukaryota, Metazoa, Chordata, Mammalia, Carnivora, Mustelidae. Bases 63 to 797 code for a protein of 244 amino acids.